CUCUCUCUCUCUCUCUCUCUCUCUCUCUCUCUCUCUCUCUCUCUCUCUUACUCUCUCUCUCGAGCAUUUACUCUCUUGCGAUUCUUGAACUAAAGAUCUGAGAUUUACCGCUAAUCAGUGUCUUUAUAGGAUCCGAUCGAUUCUUCAAUCAUGGCUGCUCCACUGAACAACAAGGCUCCUGCUCUGUUGCCUUCCUCUCCUUCUUCGUCUCCAUCGGUCCUUUGCAGACAAAACCCUAGACCCAGAAACUCAGAAUCCGGAGACCCGAUGCGGCGGAGUUUCGGCGGCAGCCCUUUUCCGACUGGAAAACCGGCGGUUAUCGCUCACCAUAGAGGGUUUCAUAACCCUAGCCCGACCCCUGCUAAUAGCCCCUCAGACUUCUCUCGCAGGAACUCUACUGGAAGAGACAAAGAGAACGAUAAGGAUCAGUUUUCGAACAUGGGGAGAGCCUUUCCAGCUCAAAAGGGCGCCAAGAACUUCAUGUCUCCAACGAUUUCAGCAGCUUCCAAGAUCAACGCAUCACCGAGGAAGAAGGUAUUGGCUGAGAAAAACGAAGGGCCUCGAUCUUCUGUCUCGUUCUCCGACGUUAGAGGUCUGAUCUUGGAGGAGACCAGAAGCCAUCCUGCCCGGCCAACUGUCUCGUUUUCCGAUGUUGUAAGCAUCAUCGGGGAAGAUAAGGAAGGGCCGAAGCCUGAGACGGUGUUGGAUGAAAAGCCGCAAGUUGAGGAUCCAUAUGACAUGACCCUCACUGAUUUGGACAAGAUGGAAGCUUUGGACUUGAAAGAUUCAGACACCAGUGAUGUCAUGUUUGACGAGAAAGAGGGCAGUGCCGAUUUUGAUCCAAGCUUCAAGAUCAGUCCUCGGCCCACUGUCCCAUACACAUCUCCCGUGGUGGCACCCCUUGAUGCUGAUCCAUUGGUUCUUCCAUAUGACCCGAAAAAGAAUUAUCUUUCGCCUCGGCCUCAGUUUCUCCAUUACAGGCCAAACCCAAGAGUUGAGCACUAUUUCGACGAGUGCAAGCAGCUCGAAGAUAUCUUCACAUCUGAAAGCUCUACCGACACAGAAGCAUCCAAAGAUGAAAUGCAAUCCGAAAAUUCUGAAGAGUCAGAAGAGGACGUCGCUUCGCAGGAAAGAGAGUCAGUAGUGGAAGAAGAAGAAGAAGAAGUAAAAGAUGAUGAUGUUAAUGAUGAUGUUAUUGAUGAUGUUGAUGUUGAUGAAGAUGUGAAAGCGCAUGGAGCUGAGGAAAUGACUGACCAAGUUUCAAAACCGCGUCGUUUCAGGGCAUUCAAGCUCCUCGGGUGGCUAUUGGUUCUAGCUGUGGCCUAUUUCUCAGUUUCAGUCACCAUUUCUCCCGAAAGCGAACUUUCCCUUCUUCGAGAUUCAGGUCUCUAUGUUUUCUACAUCCCACCCGAAUUCAAAGAUUCGGCGAGGGCAAACUUUGAGCAGGUCGGUGAAAAGUUGAGGACGUGGGCGGAAUCAUCGGGUGCCUACAUAUCCGAGCUGAUCUCCAGUCUAGGAGAAGAAGAGGAACGGAGUUGGCUGCAGUUCCAUAACUUGACAGAUUGGUUGGAAGACGGUUCUUUUGAUAGCGUUUUUCAGCAAGAUAAAGCUGAGAUCAGUGUAAUUGGAUUGGAUCACCAAGUCGACAUGAAUGUAAAGAGGGCUGCAAUGGAAGGAGCUGAUGAAAUCGAAUGCGAAGCUGAAGAGCCAUUGGAACAGUUUAGUGCAGGUGAUGUGGACAAGACAUCUACUGCUGAGUUUCAUGAGGAGACCGAGGACAAGACAUGGAAACAUGAUCAAGAAAAGCUGGAAACAACUGAUUCUGCUUUUGAGAUGGUUGGAUGUGAAAGCAAUUCCGAAGCACAUAGUGAAGAAAGUGGCCGAGAAGAAGAAACUCGGGAUAUUGAUUGGAACAGUGAAGGAGAGAAAGAAUCUGAAAUACUUUGUGAAGAAGAUGCUGAAGCAGAAGAAGCUACUGAGCUUCAGGAGGCGGUUGAAACAGAGACCGAUAAAAUGGAAGAGGAGAAACUCGGUGGAUAUGAAUCUGAAGCUAACUACGAAGACCGGCAAGAAGAAACAGAGACAGGGCAUGAAGAUCUGAGGCGAACUGCUGAGGAUGUCGGAGUUGCUGAUAGUUCAACUGAAACUACCGAGGCUCAACCUGACCCGCUUCCUGAAUCAGGGUCUUCCACAAAGAUCGAUAAUGACCUGGAAGAAUCUCAUACUCGGCCCGCUAUUUCGGCCGAGGUUUCACAAAUUUCCGGGACUGUGCUCGCGUUGUCUUCGACUCUGGUGGUGGUUGUACUCGCAGCCUCGGCUUUCUUCUUCACCAAGAAAGCAAAACCAGUCGUCAUGCCAAACGCAUCUGCUUCUGAACCAGUGCCCGUCACAGAGGAGCCAAACUUCAACCAUGCAGCGGCAGUACAGAACAUGAUCAAAGAAAGGUUUUCUACGCUGAAUUUCCAGACAGAAGCCGACGACAGAAUGAGGGAACCGUGCCCUACCGAGAUGAGCAGCAGCUUCGAAAAGAGAAACAGCUCGUCGUUCUACAGCAACAGAGAACCGGACGAGGCACAAAGCGGCGGUACAAGGAAGAGGAGUGGCAAGAAAAACAUCAGCAGAAGCUCGAGGACAGAGGAAUCUCUUGCAUCCUCUGCAUCAGAAUACUCCAUAGGCUCCACUUCAUAUGGAAGCUUCACCACAUACGAGAGAAUUCCCUUCAAGACCGGUCUCGGGGAAGAAGAGGCGAUCACUCCGGUGAGGCGAUCAAGCAGAAUCCGGAACCAGCACUCUGCUCAUUGAGAGAGAGACGCUUGACUUGAUGGUUUUAGUCAUUUGCUUUUCCAUUGCACCACUCUGCAAUGUGUUGAUGCUUCUUUAGGUUUGACUGCAGAUCUCUUAUGACUUGUAGGUGUUGACUAAGUUUGUACGUAGCAAUCUCCACUUCUAAAGCUUAAUUGAAUCAGGAUUCCAUUUUUA
Molecule: messenger RNA, 2979 nt
Organism: Tarenaya hassleriana
Lineage: Eukaryota; Viridiplantae; Streptophyta; Magnoliopsida; Brassicales; Cleomaceae
Exons: 3
Coding region: 151-2802 (883 amino acids)
Source: RefSeq, a predicted model, not a curated record